UUCGAGUGGUUGACCCAACAUUAGCAUCAUCAAGAGCCAGAAAAUCUUUAUAAAUUCGUCUUAUAAUUAUUUCUUGUGCUUCCUUCUCAUCUGCCACAGCGUCACCUAGCUUCAUCCGAUCGUAUUCAACGAGUUUAAUUAACUCGAUUUGAGUCGUCCCCGAAUGAUUUUCCCUCAGUUCCGAUGCCCCCAAUAAAAGAUCCUUCGUUCAUGCUAAUCCCAAGCCCUUCAAGUCCCAAACAAAAGCUAAAGAGCAGGGCUACGCCAAGCAUCCAAAAUCCGAAAACCAUGCAUCGAUCUUUCGACCACAUCUCCUCCCUCGCUUUCUUUCUCCUCCUCCUCCUCCUCUCUCGCCCCGGCUUCGCAGCCCGACUCCUCCCAGACCCCAUGCCACUGUUAGCCGCCAACGCCACCGCCGAGAACACCACGUGGCAUGGCUUCGCCAAGUUUCUUGACGUCGGCAAGGGGGCCGAAGUCCCCGGCAUGUCGGAGCUCAAGAAGUACUUCAACCAUUUCGGCUACCUCUCGGUCCCGGACUCCAACUUGACUGACGUCUUUGACGGCGAGUUCCAGUCCGCCCUGAUCGCGUACCAGACGAGGCUCGGGCUGCCGGUCACCGGCAAGCUCGACUCUGACACCGUGUCCACGAUCACGACGCCGAGGUGCGGCAUGAGCGAUGCCGCCUCCCCCCACGGGCUCCACACCACCCGCCACUUCGCCUACUUCUACGGCAGGCCGAGGUGGGCCCGCGGAGCGCCGGCGACGCUGACCUACGCCUUCUCCCCGAGCAACAUGAUCAGCUACCUAACCACGGACGAGGUGAGGGCGGCUUUCCAGGGGGCCUUCGCCAGGUGGGCGGCGGUGAUCCCCAUGAGCUUCGAGGAGGUCGAGGACUACGAGGCGGCCGACGUCCGGAUCGGCUUCUACCACGGCAGCCACGGCGACGGCGAGCCCUUCGACGGGGUCCUGGGGGUGCUGGCCCACGCCUUCUCCCCGGAGAACGGGCGGUUCCACCUGGACGCGGCGGAGACGUGGGCGGUGGACUUCGGCCGGGAGAGGUCGAAGGUGGCGGUCGACCUGGAGUCCGUGGCGACGCACGAGAUCGGGCACGUGCUGGGGCUGGCGCACUCCUCGGUCAAGGAGGCCGUGAUGUACCCGAGCCUGAGCCCCCGGGCGAGGAAGGUGGACCUCCGGAUCGACGACGUGGAGGGCGUGCAGGCGCUGUACGGGUCAAACCCGGAUUUCAAGCUCAGCUCCUUCUUGCAAUCGGAGGAAUCCUCCGACAGCUCCGGCGGCCUGGGGACGAGGUUGUCCCGGUGGACCGCUUCUGUGCCACUUUUGGUGCUGCUCUCCUUCUUGUCGUGCUGAAAGUUACGUGGCCACUACUUAGCUUAGCGUAGCCACGGGCUUUCCCCACUCACUUUGUGGGGGAUUUCAUUAUUCUUUUGACAUUACAGGUAUAGAAAAAAAAAAUUUAGAAAAAAAUUAGGAGGAUCAUUUCACCCACAUGUGUGGAGGUGAGAGAACGCUUUUGGGCCUCCCUAAUUUGUUCUCACAUUAUUAGUGAAUACAUUGGUUCUUUUUUUUUUCUUUAGCUUUUGUGGGUAUUCAUUGUAUGUAGACUUAUCAAAAUGAGCCAUAAAUUCCUUUUAUUAACUCA
Molecule: messenger RNA, 1660 nt
Organism: Eucalyptus grandis
Lineage: Eukaryota; Viridiplantae; Streptophyta; Magnoliopsida; Myrtales; Myrtaceae
Product: metalloendoproteinase 1-MMP
Exons: 1
Coding region: 184-1368 (394 amino acids)
Biological process (GO): collagen catabolic process; proteolysis; extracellular matrix organization
Cellular component (GO): extracellular matrix
Molecular function (GO): metalloendopeptidase activity; zinc ion binding
Source: RefSeq, a predicted model, not a curated record